AUGGCACCACCUACUAUCGAGAUCCCGCAGCUGCCCAUUCCAGGAGAGGACAACUCGGCACACCCGGCGCAGCAAAUCCGGCUCGAGCAGGCAGCUGUGCCUCAGCAGAAGCGAGGCAUGGACCUAUACUUCGACAAAGUGGUCGACUUCGUCGGCGAGCACCCCGUUGUCGGCGGAAUCGGCGGGUUUGUCGCCCUAUACGCCGCAGCAGGGCUGUGGAGGGCCGUCAGCAUCCGCAUGAACGGCGGCAAGGAGGCGACGAAGUUCCUGAAGGGGGGCUUCGACCCCAAGAUGAACACGAAGGAGGCGCUGGCCAUCCUGAACCUGACCGAGAGCACGCUGACGAAGAAGAGGGUCAAGGACGUGCACCGGAAGAUCAUGCUCGCGAACCACCCGGACAAGGGCGGAUCGCCAUACCUUGCCACAAAGAUCAACGAGGCCAAGGACUUCUUGGAGAAGCGCGGAAUCCGCAAGUAA
Eremothecium gossypii ATCC 10895 is the source of this 477-nucleotide messenger RNA. RefSeq names its product Pam18p (gene PAM18). Gene Ontology annotation, biological process: protein import into mitochondrial matrix. Gene Ontology annotation, molecular function: ATPase activator activity. The record is from RefSeq and is marked provisional. Gene Ontology annotation, cellular component: PAM complex, Tim23 associated import motor. The transcript has a single exon. The coding region runs from base 1 to 477 and encodes 158 amino acids. Lineage: Eukaryota; Fungi; Ascomycota; Saccharomycetes; Saccharomycetales; Saccharomycetaceae.